CUUAACUAUUUGGGGACACAACGCAAGGGCUUAACGUUGCCGCCUUUGCAGCGAAGGUAGAGAGAUGGGGAAGAAAGCAAAGAGCUCAAGGAAAGGGAAGAAGGCAUGGAGAGCCAACAUAAGUACAGAGGAUAUUGAAGAUUUCCUUGACAAUUCCACAAAGGAUGCUCUUUCCGGCGGUUCACUCGCUCAAGUUCCUAGCGAUUCUCUCUUUUACGUUGACAAAUCCAGAGAUCUUUCUGUCAAACGGAAAAUUGAAAAACACCGGGAGAAAGUACUUCGAUGUGAUAGUAUGCUACAGAGCAAUACCUUUGUUGAACCUGUACCUUCUUCAACUGGGAAAAAGUCCAAGAAGAAAAGUAAAGUUCAGAUAGCUAAAGAUACUGCUCAACAGGGUCAAAAGGAUUCGGCUGGUGGAGACUCUGGCAUGGUUGACAUUUGGGAUGAUAAAGGUGAACUGGUCAUCAAAACCAAAAAGAAGCCCAAGACUUCUGUUAUACCUGCCGUGGAAGUUGAGCCUCCAGGAUGCUCAUUCAAUCCGCCACCUGAAAGUCAUCAGGAUGCAUUAGCUUGUGCUGUUGCAGAUGAAAUGCAGAAAAUUUAUCGAAAUGAAUUGGGGCCGGAGCCUAUUCCAUUGAUUGUUCCUGGAGAAGCAGUUAAUGAAGAAGAUAUGUAUUUCCUUGAAGCGGAUAGUGGCAGUGACAUGGAGAAUGAAAAACAAGUGGAAGACGGAAACACAGAUCUGGAGAAAAGGCCUCAAAAGCCCAAAAUGGUGACACAAGUUGAGAAGAAUCGACGGGCUAGACGCAAAGAACAGUUGAAAGCACAAGCUGAAUCAACAAAAGCAGCACAGCUCUCCAAAGAAAUUGAUAGCUUACCGGAUAUAAUUCAAGAAAUAGAGAGAGAGGAAGGAGAAAAACAGAAAAGACAUCUACGUCGUGUAACUGCUAAAAAAGAAAGACUAAAAUGUUGUCCGCCACGCUUGGGAAAGCGCAAAUUCCAGCCUGCUCCUGCUCAGGUCUUAUUGUCUGAAGAGAUUACUGGUUCCCUCCGUAAAUUGAAGGGAUGCUGCACCCUUGCAAGAGAUCGGUUUAAAAGCCUGGAGAAAAGGGGACUAGUUGUUCCUUCAAAAAAGAGUAGCAGGUUAGGAAAGAUCCUUGUUGUUUGA
Molecule: messenger RNA, 1168 nt
Organism: Solanum verrucosum
Lineage: Eukaryota; Viridiplantae; Streptophyta; Magnoliopsida; Solanales; Solanaceae
Product: ribosome biogenesis protein NOP53-like
Exons: 11
Coding region: 65-1168 (367 amino acids)
Biological process (GO): ribosomal large subunit assembly; rRNA processing
Cellular component (GO): nucleolus
Molecular function (GO): 5S rRNA binding
Source: RefSeq, a predicted model, not a curated record